Messenger RNA from Aphanomyces invadans, 2005 nucleotides. RefSeq lists its product as hypothetical. The transcript has 9 exons. Gene Ontology annotation, molecular function: sulfotransferase activity. Lineage: Eukaryota; Oomycota; Saprolegniomycetes; Saprolegniales; Verrucalvaceae. Bases 26 to 1984 code for a protein of 652 amino acids. The record is from RefSeq and is a predicted model, not a curated record.
CUCGUCAAUCCAACCCGACCAAGACAUGCAGGACGCGCCGCUGCCGCCACGCGGCCAUGUCCCUCUGAGAGACAAACGCCGUCCGUCGGAGGUGCUGGUUGCGGAAGAUCCGUCCAUUGAACUCGUUUGUGCGACAACGCGGUCGACAUCGGUCGAUGUGUCCAAGCUGCAGGCAGCGUUGUUGUCCCUUCCAGAAGACCGAUGGUCGGAAGAGUACCAGACAAAACACAACGUGUCCUUGCGCCGUCCAUUCCACGACAAAGUCGGCGUGAACAAGAUCAUUUGCAUCUUUUCCGACAAUCACCUUGAGCACGUGUACAUGCUCCCAGAGUGGACGCAUUGGCAGCCGCUCGUUGCGCCGAUCUUCGAGCAUCUUCAGAUCCCUCUUGACCGAGUCGUUCGCUGCCUCUUUGCGCGCAUGCCACCCAAGACGUUGAUUCCGCCGCAUCACGACAACGGGCCGUGGGUAGCGCGCACCCAUCGCAUCCACGUGCCGCUGGUCACGUAUCCAGAGGUCGAAUUCAAGAGCGGCCGCGAUGAAGCGUCCAUGGAGCGCUACGCUUUCAACGUCGGCACCGUUGUCGAACUCAACAAUGCAGCCAAGCAUAGCGUAUACAACGGCGCGUCUGACUGGCGGAUCCACAUGAUCUUUGAUGUGCUGGCAGAUCCAUCCGAGGCUGUAGACGGCGCCGCUUCCACGGCGCCCAUCGUCUCGACGCUGCAAGCGGGCCAGCUUUGCCGCCAAGUGCGCGGCCGCGUCGAGCUCGUGACUGAGCUAGACCAAACGUCGACGGAAGCAGCGACAAAAGUGGCAGGCGAGCUGCUCGUGCAACUCAAGAAACGCCUAAGCCGAGAGCAUGGCGAAGCGUUGGCGACGGGCAUUCGGCACUUUUUCAUUGAACAAAUUACUGCAGUGGAAUUCGUGGAUGUCGUGCGAUACAACAGUCCAGACUCCAUGCACGCCGACGUGCUCCAAUUGCUCGAGACAGUCGACCCCGUUAUGGCGAAGGAGGCGGCAGAUGCGCUGGCAAGUUCCACAGACAGCUCCUUCGGUCCAUCGUACUGCAUUUUGGGGGCGCAGAAGUGCGGCACGACGUCGCUUUUUCGCCAGUUGGGUCAGCAUCCUCGAGUGUUGAAUGGAAAGCGGCGCGAACCUCAUUUUUUUGACUGGAUGUGGGGCCAAGCGCUGGCUCUGCGCGUCCCGCCCACGGCGCCGACGCAGGUCCUCUGCGAUCGCUUGUUGAAGCAUUUUGCAUUCCUUCCCAACGGCGCGGUGGAUGGCACGACCGCCCAUGACAUGCGAUGCAAGUACUUGAUGUCGCUACAGGCCCCGCUGGAGACGUUCGACCCGCUCACGAUGCUCUUGGCGGACUCGACGCCCAGCUACUUAUUAUACGGCUCCCCCGUCGCGCAGCGCAUGCGCCAGUUGCUCCCGUCCACUCGUUUCAUUGUCGUGUUGCGCAACCCGAUUCAGCGCGCGUACUCGCAAUACCACAUGACAGCCGACCCGCACGGCACGCCACACCAGCUCGCGAUGCGCAAAGCUGUGCAAGGCAAAUCUUUUCAAGACGUCGUCGACGAAGACCUGCGGCGGCUCCAGGGGGUCCAAGCAGCUCCAACUUCGCUGGAAGCGUUCCAGGCGUACGCUGACGCCCUCCCGCAGGACCACGGGUCGCACUCGUACCUUGGCCGCGGGUUGUACGCGCUACAGCUCCGCAUUUGGUUCCAACACUUUCCCCGCGACCAAUUUCUCGUUUUGAACGUCGAUGCCAUGGACACUCCCGAAGCCACACAGACGACGCUCCAUCACGUGUGCCAAUUCCUGCGGCUCCCGCCCUUCACCCUCCAGGACUCGGCGCGGCAAAACACGCGUGCGUAUGCCCCCAUGGACGAUGCCAUCCGCGACAGCUUGCGUGCGUUCUAUGCGCCGUACAAUGCCAUGUUGCACGACCUCCUUCCCGACUUUGCCUUUUCGUGGUCGUAAAUAGACGCGAUUCAUUUGGUC